Porites evermanni is the source of this 8743-nucleotide messenger RNA. The record is from the annotation of a GenBank genome assembly. NCBI's taxonomy places the organism in Eukaryota, Metazoa, Cnidaria, Anthozoa, Scleractinia, Poritidae.
AUGGAAAUGGUGACAAACACGCUACAUGUCGAUCAAAUCGCUCGUGUCUCCAAGCGGAGUUCGUCGCCAAGAAUUCUGACUCACUUUGUGGAAGGAUUUGUCAUUCAAGAAAGCAACUUUCCAUUCACGGUAAGAUUGUUCGAUCGCACGUGUUUCACGCCUUUAUUUUAGAGCUUGUAAACUAGCUGCGAAAAUCUGUCACUUGAUAAGGCACACUGUAAGCUUACCAUAAAUAAGGGUGUCAACACUUGAUAAAAAGGCAUGAAAAAUGGUAGGCUGCCCGACGAGCAGAUGUCGUGAAGGCCAUUGAGAAGGAUCUUUUCUUAGCAUUGAAUUCGAAUCAAGUUGCUCAAAAAAAAUGAUUUUUGUUCUUUUUUUUUGGUCUUUGACACAUUUAGAUCUUUACAUUGGAAAAUGGUUGACAAUAAUGAUACUAGUACUAGAGCAACAUCGGCAUAUAUAUCACUCAAUGAGAUUACCGUGAACUGAAACUCCAUUGGCCAACAUAUUGUACAGGCCUGAUUAUUUUUUUUUACCCUAUUUUAAUAAAGAAUUGAUUAGGGGCCAUUGACAUAUUGACUUUUGUCCCUUCUUAACAUCAACUGGAUGACUACUAGCAAAUUGUACAUUGUACAUUGUGAUCCUCUAAACUCUACCUUUAAUCACUAAUAAAUGAGAAGGCUAAUUUUGUUAGCCGAAAUAUAGGCUUAUAGUAAACCAGCCCUUUGCCGUAGUGCCAGCCCUGCAUCCAGUUUUGCUUUAUUUUACACCAAAAAUUAUAUUUAGUUUGCUGAUAUUGUAAAGACAUUUGUGAACAAAACUGGAAUCUUUUUUCAAUACAUACUUUCAACGUCAGUGUUUUUUUUGUCAGUAUUCCCUCUGGAAAGUAGUGACUUUUGGGGCAGCAAAAUUUCAAGUGGACAGUAAGGAGGAGGAAGGGGAGGUCUGACCUGAAUGUCCAGUUGGCGUUAGAUGGGGGGAAAGUGAAUACGUUGACGGCCCCUUAAUUGAUUGUUUGUUCUAUUGAAGCUGGUAAAAAAUCCCAAGACUGUAAAAUGAUUACCUUUGCCUUUGGUGCUACUUUAAAACCGGUUAAUAAAAAAUGUACAUCAACAAUGGAUUUCUGCAUUUAUAGUAUCAAGACUUCUCUGCUGCUGAGGCUCGGAGUGAGUCAUUGGCAUGGAAGUCCCAUGACAAGUGGUAACUUUCCAACGAUAAUCCACUGAUGCAUUCAUUCAGUGUACCAAUUAGUUUUAAGCAGUGGGACAACUACCCCAGUGUGGAGAAUUUCUAGAAUGUGUGGUUCCUAAAAAUAUCCACACCAUUACCACCUUAAGAAUCAGAGCAAGUGAGUGUAAUGUUUUUUUUUUCUUUCCUAAAUUUCAGUCUGGAGAUGACAAUGAAGAACUUACUCAAGACCUCAAUGGAAAUCAGAAUUAUGGGAAUGGUGACAUUGAAAUGGAUGCCGGUUUCGAGGGUGAGUAUUGCCAACAGUUAAUUUUACUGUCAGAUACCUCUAUGUAUCAGCUUAUCACUAGGUUAUUGAUCAGCAUCCUCCACAGUCUAGAUCCAUUCAUCUUUUUCAAAACUGGUUCUGUGUUUCAUUACUGGUACAUGUACAUUCAGCGCUCGAAGGAAACUUGAAUUCCAUUAUGUCCUUUGGGCAAGCAGCUCUCAUGUUUUGCUUGCCUGGGACAACUACUGGCUUAAUGUCUUAAGGCGCUUUAGAUUUGUCAGGAUUGGCCGGCUGGACCAUUGCUGGACCAGUCAGUUAGCAACUGAAAUUGGCUUUUUCCAAAGGGAUUCACUGAAAAAUCAUCUCCUUCAUGCAUAUUAUUUAGGAUUUGACUGAUCCGGCUGGAUAGUUUUGAUUAAAAGUGAAAUUCUCAUUAUCAUUUGUCAGUUCUGACGAAUGGAAAGCACCCUCAGUUAAUGAUUUAGUUAGAGGAUGACUUGCUCCGACACUUCCCCAUUAAUUGGGCAAGUGAGCUGUAACAGUUACUUGCCCAGAAAGAAAAUUAAUUUAUACUUGCGCCAGACAACUGGACGAAACCUUUUUCAAGCCCCGUCGUUGUAUGUUUCUAAAAAAAAAGAGCUAAAAACAAAUCUACGUUUGAUCAGAUGUAAGAACACUCGUUAUUACUUCUUUUUAAGAAAAUAUAUCUAUUCAAUGUUUUCUUCAUCAUUUAUUUUAUUUAAUACAUUGUAAGAUUGUUUUAACUUUGCAUGAAAGGCACUUUAUUAGAAGUAGAAAUGAAGUUCAUGUUCUGGGUCCUGUUGACUUUGAUCUUUGCCACCGUGUGUUGAUCACCUAAAAAUUGACUCUCUCUUUUUCAAUCUCUGUGACUUUUCAAGUUGUAUCUCAUAAUUUUUUGCAUCAAGCAGGUCCCAUAACUGUGGGCAGGAAAGGCACUAUUCUAUUGAAUCUCAGCUGAAAUUUCAAGUGCUGUAAUUUUUUAUUAAAUCUUCAGCUGACAGCCCUUCAAGUAACGAUGAAGCUGUCAAUGAAGUAUUCUUGGAUGACUCAUCUGUAGGACACUGCGAACAGUGUGGCCGCCUAACAGAAAAUCUGCACCACAGGGGCCCCAAGAGAUUCUGCUCCACUUCUUGUGCAAGAAGAUACAGUGUAAGCUGUUCACGUAAGAUGGUAGCUUUUCAUUCCCGCUCCAGCAGGGGUAGAAGGCACAUCAGUGUUAACCAGCUAGCUUCAAAUAGAAAGUCAUCUUAUUCUGUGCCUAUGGUGAGUUCGCUGGUGUUUGCCGACCUCGCAAUCACUCACCAGUCACUCAAUCUUUUUCUGAAGCCAUUCAACACAUACUCAACUCAGUGAAAUUCUCUGCUGUACAUAUAUCAUGAGAAUAUACAUAGAUGUCUCUCCUCGCUCCUCACUGCUGUAAGGGACGUUUUGCAGGAGAGGCAUCUGUGCCUUAACAACAGAAAUUCCAUCUUAUUCUUAUAUCAUCUUAUAUCAUCUUAUAUCAUCUUAUUCUUCCAUCUUAUCCUUAUUUCAUCAGAAAUUCCAUCUUAUUCUGUUCCCAUGGCGAGUUCACUUGUGUUUGCCGACCUCACGAUCACUCACCAGUCACUCAAUCUUUUUCUGAAGCCAUUCAACACAUACUCAACUCAGUGAAAUUCUAUACUGUACAUAUAACAUGAGAAUAUACGUAGGGGUGUCUCCUUGCUCCUCACUGCUGGGAACAUUUUGUAGGAGAGGCAUCUGUUCCUGGGCGACAGAAAUUCUAUACUGAUGACCUAAAAUCUGUUGGGAAUCUGGUUAGGAGCUCUAUUUACUAAUAAUUAUAUUAUUUUAGGUAUUGUUUACAAAUGACAGACAAAUAACCAAAGGUCACAGAGGUCAAAUGUUAACACGAUGAAUCUACUAUGCAAAACACUUAUUUUUGUGGAAUUUAUUUUUUCGUAGAUAAAACAUUUGAGUUUUGCUUCAGCUGGUUUGCAGAACUCAAGACUUUACCAUAACAGACAAGCAGAAACAUACAUGUGUAAACUUUAACAGGUUCAUGUUAGGAACCCUAUGAAUUGAUUCACAUCAUCAGUAUGGAAUUUCUGUCGUUCUGGCGCAGAGUUCUCUCCUGUGAAAAGUCCCUAGCAGCGACGAGUGAAGAGAGACAGCUGUAUUCACAGACUGGUAGCCCACCCAUUUUAUUCUCACAAAAACACCUCCAUCAAACCCACAUCAACCAAUACCAAACAGUGAUUUCAUUACAAAUUUUGUUGUUACAUGUGUAAGUCAAUUGAACUCACUUCUCAAAAACUAAACUGUAUAAGUCCUGCUUAAAUUUCCGGUUGAGUCAAGAAAUAUUUUUGUGUUGAGCUAAGAUGUGAUUAUAGUUGCUAAAUUGCAUGCAGAGGAGUUUCCUUGUUUGAUCUGACAUUUUUCCUUUUGUGGUGUCCCAAAGACGAAAUUGAUACUAUGUUAUUGUUUAGGACUUUGUACAUCAGAGACAGAAUGCAGGGAUAGCAACAUCACUGAGCAGACUGAGCAACUAUAAGUAGAACACACAUCCACUUCACCUCACCCUGUGCUUAGAAUUACUCACCCACCCUACCCUGGGUAUGCUGUCUGACUCCCCAAAGGGGAGAGGUAGGGUUUGUUUUGCCAAGCACAGAUUUGAAAGUUAGCAGCUCGAAAUCUUUCCGCCACAUGUCGAUCUAAGAGAAAGGGUGAAAGUGGCUGAGACAUGGCUAUCUAGUUCAUUUGGUUACCCUGGUCAUCUCGCCCCCAAGUCAUUUCAUCCCGGUUACUAAGCCCCCCUAUUCUAGAACGAGGAAUAUUAUAUUUGAAGCGUGCUUGUUCUGGUUUAUGGCUUAUUAUAAAAUGACUAAGAUAGUACGUGCGUUCUGAUUGUUAAAAAGCCUAUGGUUUAUUGUGCCUGUAAACUCAUAGAAACGACGGUGAUGGCAACGGCAACGAGAACAGCAAAAGAGUAGUAGGUUUAGAUUGGCAAAACAGCAAUUUUGCACGUGCAUCACGCUUUUUUGUACAUUUCCUUACCGUCGUUGCACGCCUAGAGCGUGAAGCUCCCUGUUUUCACGUUUUGUGGAGGACGUGAGCACAAAACGACAAUUUUCUUUUUCUUUUCCUGAACUUCGAUACAGUCCUUUAGAAAUCAGUUCCAGAAAAAUUCGCCAUUAUAUGUCGAAUUGAAUGAGUUGGAAUAAACGCGACAAAAUUUGAAGCGGCGCAAAUUCACUUUUUAAGUAUCGUUUUCGUAGCCGUCGCCGUCGUUUACAAUAGCGACCUUAAGAUCCGACAACGGCGACGGCAACGAUACCGUCAAAAAAGCGAUAGAUUUAAUAACCAAAACAACAAUUUUGCACGUGCAUCACGCUUUUUUGUACAUUUCUUUGCCGUCACUGCACGACUACGACGCAAAAAUGCCUAAUUUCACGUUUUACAGAGGAAGUACACAAACGACGACGAAAUUUCCUCUCUCUUUCUGAACUUGGAUAUGGUUCCUAGCAAUUCAACGUUAGGAGGGUUCACCUACAUUAAACAGAGUUAGUGACUUAGAGUAAUUUCAUCGCGAUGAAGAUUGAAAGAACGCGAAUUCACUUUUUCAGCGACGUUUUCUCUGCCGUCGCCGUUCUCAGGUCGCUAUUGACUAAUAUAAAUAUAGUGUUAAUAACAAAACAAGACCAUUAUUUUUGGUAUUCAGUUGAUACAAAGGCACGUUCAAGGGUUUUUUUUACAAGAUAGCAAAUAGCCUGAGAUAGCCACUUCCUAGCUAAGCAAGUUUUUCUGGAGUUCAGCAUGUCACCACAUAUUGCAGAAACUAUAUGAAAGCUGGCUAGCCUGGUUUACACAGUAAAGACUUUGAAGAAGUGAACAAGCACCUUUCUUAUUUACCAUACCACUCCUGAUGACUGUUUUUUGUUCUGUCUGUAGUAUUACGACCACCAAGCUGGGCCAUAUAUGGUAGAUGCAUCCAUUCAAGUUAAUGAAUUUGGUAAGUCAAAAACAUAAUGAACUCAUUAGAAGUGUCAUGUAUACUGACAAGCUGUAGCAGUAAAGAAACCUUCACCUUGGUCGCGAAUAUUGGAAAACUGCCCCUCUUCUUUGUUUCAAUUGCCAGAAUUAACUGUGUGAUCAAUCGAUUAGUGUGGUGUUUUCAGUGUUCAUUGCUAAGUUUCUCAUGUCUUUAACCCAGAAACGUUUUUAAACAUUUUGUAGCUGUUAUUUUUUGUACCAAGGUAGCGUUUACUUACGUUUCUGUUCUAUAAGAUUUAACUGCCAGGCGUAUAUAUUGGCUUCAUUUUCAACUUCUCGUACUGUUACCAUUCUAAAGAAAAUACCUUAUUUUGUUUUUCUGAAGAAGGCUUCCCUCCAAACCGUAACGCAUUUGCAAUCUUGCUCCUUUGCGCCUUGAGAAUCAGUUUGCUAUUGGUUCUUACAUUUUUCUAGUCUCUAAGUCGUCGAGGACUUGACGUGAUCAUAACAAGUGAUCCUCUUUCGGAUAAAAUUAAACAGUUGCUAAAUUCAGUUUUGUGAUUUUGGGGACAACGAAACUAAAAUAUCAUGAAGUGUUUUCGUUCUUAGCUAAUAAGACUUACCUGUGCUAGAUUAUGGGGAAUGUCAAAAAGAAAAUCGUGCACUAAUUUUUGAUAUGUAUUUGGCCAUUUUAUCAAUUCAAUUUAACCUUGUUUUAUAAAGUAAUGGAGUUAUGACUGUUUUAUAAGUAUUGAUUUAAUAUUCCUUUUCCCAAGUUCGGCUUUCUUCUUUUCUUUCCUAGUAACAAGGCUUAAAUGGUUAGGGUUAAAGGUCUUCCCACCUCUUUUCGCCUCGUAUUUUAGCUCAGUGUUGUUUGCUCUUUGAAUAUUCAUUUCACUUUUUUUGCUUCUGUUUGGUUGCCAAACUCUUUUUCUAUUAAACCUGUUUCCGCAUAGCGAUUUAACACUCGCUUUACAAAUCCUCUCCAAAUGUGUUAGCUCGUCAGCCAAUAUUUAGAUUUCAAGUUGUUAUUUCGAGUAUCCACGACAAUGAAUCCAUCUCUACUGGCAUGCGUCUUCAUUUGCAUUGGAAAUCAUUCAUAUGGUAAAACCGUUGAAGUAUUGUUUUAAACAAAAUUCAUAGCCAUCUCGUCGCUGAGCGAAUUGGACAAAGUUCUAACAUGGGAAACGAACUGUCCGAUCGUAAGAACAAAUCCAAACAAAACGAACCGUCCCGAAAUGGCCCAGACGGAGAGGCCGUUUUACAUGAAGGUGAUCCUAAAGAUCAAACAGGUAUUUGUCAAACGCUUUAGCUGUUUACCCUUCUGUUUUUAAUCUUUUGCGGAUGAUUACGUAGUACAGACCCAUUAAGAGAAGUUUCUCUUUGAGGUUGUCCUUGACAAAUUUUCGAUUUCUCCAACGUACAUUUGAAGUGAACUCCAAUGCUGUCGUACAGUGACUGUCAUUGUUGCCAAUGGUGGAAAAAUUGUGAUCGGAAAAUCUCUUGCUGGUUUACUGAUACUUAGCUUCCAAUUAAUCUUAAAUUUUUUUUUUCAUUUACGUAGCUAUUAGUUUGCUUCGUCUCAUUGCGUUCUUAGACGCCAAGUUGUAUUUCACCGUUUUCUAUUAGUUUUAAAUCUCCGGUGUUAUUUUCUGGAAACAUUUGCUUUCUUUUUGAAAAUUAAACUGAAUUAAUGUUUAGUAAUUGAAACCCAAGGAAAUGUAAUUAUUUAAUUUUCGUUGUUUUUCUUAAGAAAGGUAGGACUGUUUUCAAUAUUCCUUAGUAGAGAAUAAGUCAGAAAAUCAGGAAUAAUAGAUUUUGGUAGAAUGGUUCAAGUUUAAACUUCCUUCAAAUCCAGGCGUUUGUAACGAAAACGUGAAGAAACUUCAUUGAAAAAAAGACAUCUCCGUCUAGAAACCAAAGCUGUGGAGAAAAAUGAGAGCUGUAAUUAACAUAAUUGUGAAACAAGAUGUUGCUAUGCAUACGAACAAUGUUUUUUCGUGUAACCCUGUUCGAAAGCUUCGUUUAUUUCAUUUGAUAACUUGUUUCCGCCACUUCGACAUUCUCGCUAAAACUCGUUGUGGAAUGACGACGGCUACCACGUUUUCCCGCCAAAAUGACGCUGGUUCACGCGCGAGCACUACUUAGUAUUGAGAAAAUCGCCUACUCGUUGUCGUACUCGUCUUAGAAUCUAAAGUCUCCAAUAGCAGGUUAAUGAUAUCAUAUCCUGUAUUAUUACUUGCGUUCAGACACAGUACACCCACUGAAUUUUGACUGGACACGCAGCGAAGUGGAACCCCUGUGGCUGUAUGAACACGUGAAAGCCGCUAAGUGGAAUGUUCAGGAAGUGGCAACCUUCGUUAAGUGAGUACUUCUUUUGAAUCUUGCUGCUUAUUUGUCAGUCUCCCAAGCAAUGAAAUUCCCAAUUACGUGUUUGUAAACAUUCACAGUCUCGAAAGUUAGAAUCACCUUGUACAGCGUAAUAAACAGUACCACAGGAAAGUACUGCUCAGUACAUCUCAUUUGAAUGGUCACAUUUUAGGAUUUUCAUCCACAGACUCAAAAGUUAGAAUCACCUUGAACAGUGUAAUAAACAGUACCAAAGGAAAGUACUGCUCAGUAGCUUUCAUUUGACAGGUCGCGCUUCAGGAUUUCACCCACAAACUGAAAAACUAGAACUCCCUCGACUGCCCUCAUAAACAGAACCAUAGGAAAGUACUCCACCUCAGUAGCCUUCAAUUGAAUGGUGACUCACAAGUUACGUACUUGAACUGCUUGCUGUUCGUUGAUUGCAGGUCUUUAAACGGCUGUUCCGAGUAUGCCGACUCGUUUAUAUCCCAGGAGAUUGAUGGACAGGCCUUGAUGCUUCUUCGAGAGGAACACAUGGUUGUCGCUAUGCACAUGAAACUUGGGCCCGCUCUCAAAAUUGUGGCCAGUGUGAAUGCCAUGAAGAGAGAGGCCUUGAAAGAACAUCAGUAAUUUGCUUGAUGCUUUUACUCCUUAGAGCCAUAACUUGGAAAGCAAACUGUGUUACAUGUAGGUUGAAUUUUAUCUUGUGGUCUUUCACAUGCAAUCAGGACAACACUUACGUCGCUUACCAUUUGUCAGAACUAGCUGGCCAGACCAGUCCAGUUUUCAGGAGAGUUCCACAAUUAAUCAAGACUUUUCAGCCAGGUCAUUUUCUUCAUACAUGGUAUGCUAUGCACGGCAGUAAUGGGUUUAAGUAAAAAUUGCAAGAACAGACUUAUGUUUCAUUUUUAAAAUGACUGGUCUGGCCGGCUAGUACUGUCUUUU